GAGAGCGAGCUCAGAGAGGGAGAGAUGGAACACGAAAGUUGCAGAGGAGGAGCUAAAGCAAUGUUAAAUCUUCAACCGAACUCCUCAAUCUCGACCGCUUAUCACCCCCACUUUGGGCCCCAUGAUGAUCUUAUGCUUCUUGAAAUCGACGAGAAGCUGCUUCCUGAUAUCCUUCACAACAGAGUAAGUCUACGAGGUCAGUCCGACGAAGAAGUUGUUCUUUGUACGCCGUCCAAGACUUAUGCCGUCAAGUUGUUCGGAACCUCCAAUUUUGUGUUCCUCGUUCCUCCAUCAGAUCCGUCAGAGUCGAGUGAGACUGCUAGCAAUGAGCCAGUGGUUGCAUCGGUACUCAAAGUGGCACUUGGAAUUAUGGAACUUGUGGAAGUUGCUCCCAAGCUGGAUAAGCUUAAAUUGCUCCUCAUGGAGAACCCCUACAGACCAGAAGAUGAGAUGGAUGUGGAGGAAUUGGAGGAGAUUGAGAAAGACAAGAUGGGUUUGUUUCGAUGGGAGGACUUAGUUGACAGGAUACAAGCUAGUGAUGAGGAAUUGAGAGCUGGUCUGCGAGCUCUUUUGGCUGUGGAGAUUGAUGGCUAUUGGAGAAUCGUGGAUGAGAAGUAUAUGGAUAUUGUUCUGAGUAUGCUUUUGCACAAUGCGGUGUUGAAUGGAUGGUCUUUAAAUGCACUUAAGGAAGAUGAAGUUGUGGGCAUGCUGGAGGCUGAUGGGUUUCCCCGCAGGCUAGCACUGCAUUGUUUGGAAAUGUAUGGAGGCCAGGUAAGAGAGGGGAAUGGGAGCAACGGUAGAGCGUGGGUUUUGGAUGAGAGGUGGGUUUGUAUUCAUUUUGCCAGAGUGGUUCUGAAAGGAGGGAAGAUGAAAAUGGAGAGUUUUAUGGAUGAGUGGAUGAAGAAAAUUCCUGCUCGGAUGUCUGCAAGCUUUGAGAUGUUGGAAGGGGAAGUGUUGGUAGAGAGGCUUGGAGUUGAGACAUGGAUCCGUGCCUUCAGUGUUUCAUCUCUGCCCUCCACUCCUGUUGAUCGUUUUGUAGUGCUCUUUAGGGAGCGACAGAAGUGGGAAUGGAAGGAUUUACAGCCAUACAUCAGAGAUUUGCGUAUACCAGGUCUCCCAUCAAAAGGAUUGCUUCUAAAGUACACUCGAAAAAUGCAGCCUACCUCAGAUGCUGAACCUGUUUUCAGUGCAAGAUAA
This is a messenger RNA of Nelumbo nucifera (sacred lotus), 1197 nucleotides long. RefSeq lists its product as uncharacterized. The record is from RefSeq and is a predicted model, not a curated record. NCBI's taxonomy places the organism in Eukaryota, Viridiplantae, Streptophyta, Magnoliopsida, Proteales, Nelumbonaceae. Gene Ontology annotation, cellular component: Ctf18 RFC-like complex; chromosome, centromeric region; chromatin. Gene Ontology annotation, biological process: maintenance of mitotic sister chromatid cohesion; mitotic sister chromatid cohesion.